AUUUAUACAGCAACCUAUCUAGUUAGUGUAUGUAAUAUAGGAAACUGAAUUCAUAGUCAAAGUUUCGUGUUUGUCAAAUUUUGACGUGUUCUUCGAUAUCUGCUGUCAUUAUUUUCUGAGUUGCUUCUAGUGUGAAGACGUCUUUAAAAGUUUCCAUAUUUUCAUCGACUUAUUGAGAAUAAAAAUCAUGAAUGGUCAAAAUAAAAUGGAUGGUUCUUCAUCAAAGGGAAUUAAACGUACCGCACGUAUGCUUUCGCCUUGUGAAAAACUAAAUGCCGUGUCUCGUAUACGUAAUGGUGAGACGAAAGCAUCCAUAUCUCGUGAAAUUGGUGUACCGGAGUCAACGUUGCGGGGUUGGUGUAAAAACGAGCAAAAACUGCGAGAAACCUGCAGUCAAAUGACUUCCAAUAACGUCACCGUAUCUGGUAUGGAAAAUUAUCAAGUAAAACGUCAAAAGUUGCAAUCUCAAACACCUACAUUAUCAUAUCCAAACCCUAUGUUGGAUGGUAUAAAUACUAACCUUGUUAACAAUCCAUUUAGUUUAAAUGGGAUCUAUUCCACUCCUAAUAACAACGGUUUUGGGACUGACUUUGGGAAUGAUUCAUUCAAAAACUUUCUAAACAUGUCCAGUGUACCAAAUGGUUCUGCAGCGUCUAGUUCUGAUGCAGGUAUGCAACGUUCUAUAAACGAUAUGGUUAAUGUGGGUCAACCAAGUGAAGUUCAGACUUCUAAUCUACCAUAUGAUCUAACAUCAAUUUUCAAUCCGACGCCAGAAUCGGAAGGUGAAAAUAAAGCUUUCUUAGUAGAGUGGUGGAAAGUUUUUUACACCAAUUUGUCUCUAUUGGGUAGUACAAUCUAUACCACCCCAUCGAAAGAUGAACAAGAAGACAUGCAAGCAAACGUAAUGGGUAAGGAACAGACUUCAAAUAAUGGUCAAGAUUUUCAGCAAGAAAACUAUCCUACCCCACCGAAAAGUCUUGAAUGAAUUCUUCAAAACUUGAUUAACCAAUUUUCUAAUUCAAACUUAAAUAAAUAAAUUACUCAAUCAAAG
Molecule: messenger RNA, 1051 nt
Organism: Teleopsis dalmanni
Lineage: Eukaryota; Metazoa; Arthropoda; Insecta; Diptera; Diopsidae
Product: protein distal antenna-like
Exons: 2
Coding region: 188-985 (265 amino acids)
Molecular function (GO): DNA binding
Source: RefSeq, a predicted model, not a curated record